Ilex paraguariensis (yerba mate) is the source of this 222-nucleotide messenger RNA. Lineage: Eukaryota; Viridiplantae; Streptophyta; Magnoliopsida; Aquifoliales; Aquifoliaceae. The record is from the annotation of a GenBank genome assembly.
AUGGAGCAAGAGGUAAAAAUGGAGGAAUAUAGUCCAUAUGUUGCUUCUAAUUUUCGGGAUACUGAAGCAAGACAAAAAUACAAAGGGAACUGGCCAAAAGAAGAAUAUAUUGAUGAGCUAUACAACUUGAAAAUGCCAAAAGAGGAGUACAAUGAUAACUCUGGCUAUUUGUUUGGGCCGGCAUGGCUUGAAGCAAUUGCCAGCUCUCGGGUGCCUGUAUAA